AUGACAGACCCUCACACUCGUCAAUACUCCCACAUCGGAGGCAGCCCCGCCGAGCUCCUCGACCGCCUCGCCGUCUCGGAACUCUGCAAGGGCUGGCCUACGACCUGGAGCGGCGCUCUGCCCAUUGAUGACUUCAUCCGCAUCUCCAUCGAGGGAAAGAAGAUGGGCGACUUCAUCAUGCACCGCGAGUGCGGCACCCUUGUAGAGCUGAACCUCGCGGCCAAUCGUGCUGUCGGGAAGAUGAAGGCGACCAUCACCCAGCGAUUCAAGCACCGCGACGGCUUCGAAUACGACGUCGACUGCGACUGCCGCUUCAUCUUCUUCUGCGAGAGAGAAAAGGUCGGUCGCUGCAAAGGCGGAUACGAACGGCGAGACUGGAAAGCGGCAUUUGUAAAGCUCGUCUACGAGAAAGACAAGGUCGUGCCCGUGGAUGGGACAUCUGCGCCCGCCUUCGCCGACGAGGUGCUGGCGAGGUACCCAACGGGCUACAAAUACCUCGGUGCCGCGCAGAGUACUCUGGGAUACGACAUUGAUGUCAAGCUAGUCACGGGGCAGGACCUAGGGUCGUGCGAGAAGAUGUAUCGCAGUAUAGAAAGUUGGUUGGCAGGAGAGCAGGGGGCAGUUGGUCUCUUCUACUGA
This is a messenger RNA of Colletotrichum graminicola M1.001, 639 nucleotides long. Its product is annotated as catabolic 3-dehydroquinase. The transcript is spliced from 3 exons. Lineage: Eukaryota; Fungi; Ascomycota; Sordariomycetes; Glomerellales; Glomerellaceae. Bases 1 to 639 code for a protein of 212 amino acids. The record is from RefSeq and is a predicted model, not a curated record.